Entrophospora candida is the source of this 275-nucleotide messenger RNA. The record is from the annotation of a GenBank genome assembly. Lineage: Eukaryota; Fungi; Glomeromycota; Glomeromycetes; Entrophosporales; Entrophosporaceae.
GCACUGUUAGUAAUUGUGGUCUCAUUGGCCAAAGAGCCUUUAUUGCUCUGACCAGAAUUAUAAGUAGUAACAAUAACAGCCUUGUUGGCCAGAAUCCAACUAAUACAACUGGGAAUACACCCCAGAAUUUAUCUAGUACAACUGGAAUUAUCAAUUAUGAUAUCAUUGAUCAUCAGAAUCAAACUAAUGCUAUGAGCUUGAAUUAUUUGAAUAAUGACAAUAAUUAUUUUAAUCAUCAUUAUCAACAACAUUUCAAUAAUAUGACCAGAGGCUAA